AUGUCCGCCGACCGCGUGCGCGCCGGACUCCCGCGCGUGGUCGACGUGACGUGGCGCGUCGACGUCACGCUGUGCACCUCGGACGCGCGCGAGGUGAUGCGUCCGAGCGUGACCUUACGCCUGCGGUUGGACGAUGGGAGCGAAAAGACGUUUGAGUGUGGCUUAGAAAAGUUCCAUCAACUGCGCGAGGCGACGGCGACGAUGCUGAACGAGAUGGAAUGGGCGUCGAGGGACGUUGCGGCGGUGAAAGAGAUCGGCGCUCGGGCGCAGGCGCGGUGGGAUAAGGUGAAGGCGGAGGCGAACGCGAGCGGUGGGUGA
Messenger RNA from Ostreococcus tauri, 318 nucleotides. RefSeq names its product HCaRG. NCBI's taxonomy places the organism in Eukaryota, Viridiplantae, Chlorophyta, Mamiellophyceae, Mamiellales, Bathycoccaceae. The record is from RefSeq and is a predicted model, not a curated record. The coding region runs from base 1 to 318 and encodes 105 amino acids. The transcript has a single exon. Gene Ontology annotation, cellular component: nucleus.